Molecule: messenger RNA, 3451 nt
Organism: Aspergillus saccharolyticus JOP 1030-1
Lineage: Eukaryota; Fungi; Ascomycota; Eurotiomycetes; Eurotiales; Aspergillaceae
Product: MFS transporter
Exons: 6
Coding region: 163-3321 (1052 amino acids)
Source: RefSeq, a predicted model, not a curated record
ACCCCCAAGCUUUGCAAUUGCCGUCCUCCCGAUUCGACAUCGGUGGGUAGAUCACGUGCUUCGGGAAACAGUGACGCUUCAUCCAAACAUCCCCGGGAAAUGAAUCUCGAGCUGAGACAGAGGGACCAACAACGCGACUGACAUCACUCAUCGGAUCAAGACAUGGUAGCGCAGGACGGUGCUGGAGCACCUGCCUCGCCGUCAAUGCAAGAUACAGAGGAGAAACCCAAGCAGCGAAUAUGGAGGGUCUUCAGCUUUCCCCAGAUAAUCUGGGGUAAGCUGAAUAUGGACAUCCCCACUUUGCUGCUCAUGAUGAAAGGAGCGCUACCUCCGACCAUAUGUGUAGCCAUGUACCAAUCGAAUGCUGUAUCCGGUCAAUUCAACACCGUCGGCUACCUAGUGGCUAUCAUCUCUGUUCUAGGCUUCUCCAUCAUGCCGCGGGCCAAGUUUAUCCAAAUGAUGGUUCUUGACAUCCUAGCAGUCUGCGUGGCCUCCGCUUUCGCCUUGCUGAUGAUGUACUGCUGCAUCAAGGCCCGAGAACACUCCCAAUCAUCUUCAGCAGCAGCAGCAUCGGCGACCACGAGUUCGACAGCAACAUCAUCCGUUGCCUACAACUCCUCCGCUUCAGCUGUCAGUGGUGUCUGGCUCUUCUUUCAGAUUUAUGUGGUUCACACGUUCAGAGCCAAAUUCCAGCAGUUUCAAUUCCCCGUCAUUAUCUAUUCCAUUAUUGCUAAUGUCACAUUUACCUAUGCUCCCCGUCUUGGGACCAUGACUGCAGCAAUAGCAUUGGUCAAGAAGCUGCUCGAGGCUUGUCUAACCGGCCUAGCUAUUUGCACGGGCGUAUCUCUAUUCAUCCUGCCCAAAAGUACUCGUGGUGUCGUUCUUAAACAGAUGGGAGGCUACAUCCAAGGCCUACGUGGUGCUCUGCAGGCUCAUACAGCCUACUUUGAGUCCCUCGAGCGCGAAGAUAUGUUCGGCCGGGCAGAGACCUACGACUCCCGAGUGGAGAAGAUGACCGACAAGGGCAAGGUCUACAGCCCAGAGGCGGCGGCUAUUCGAACAGCUUGCCAGAAGCUGACAGAUCUCCAUGCGAAGAUUCAUGGAGAUCUGACGUUUGCGAAGCGUGAAUUCGCAAUCGGUAAACUUGGCCCUGACGAUCUUCAAGCCAUAUUCAGACAGCUGCGCCAGGCUAUGAUCCCGGUGGUGGGUCUGAGCUUUGUUGUUGACAUCUUCCAGCGCCUGUCCGAUUAUAACAAAUGGAACCAGCCGAUCGAUCCUGGCGCCCCGGAAGACAUACGAUCUCGUGUCGUGCAGGAAUGGAACGAUAUUAUGCGGGCUGUACAUGAUCCGUUCCGCUCUAUGAUCGACACAAUUGAUGAAGGUCUUCAGCAUGUGUCGUAUGUUCUCGAGUUCAGCAACCCGCCCAAAGCUUCAACUACAUCCAAGGACUCUGGAGAUGUCGAGGCUAAUGCAAGCCCGAGACCGGGCGAAAUCGGCUUCGCUGCCCACUAUGCCAAAAAGCUCAGUGAUUUCAAGGCAGCGAAGCGCGUUGCGCUGCGAGCCUGGAGUGAAGAGAAAGGCAUCACUCUACCUCCCGACUUUUUUGAGCACCCUUCCUCCGUCCACCUCGAUGUCGAUGACAUACCCUCAGACAGUUCAGGUGUAGGACGAGACCGGAGCAGAAGGCAGCUGUAUUUGAUCCUAUACAUGGAGCAACUUCUCAGCUCCACUGGUCAUGUCAUUCAAGACUUUGUUCACUUUGUCGACGAGAAGCGUGCAAGCGGGAAACUGUCCAGACAGCGGCUCAUUAUACCAGGAUCUAAGCGCAUAUUGAAAUGGAUCAUAAGCGCCUUCAAAGCAGAAGAUACCCAUGAAGAUGAUAAUCUUGGUGGCGACAUCAGCUCGCAGAACAAUAUCCUUCAGCUGGGCGAAGCAUACAAACACCGGAAAGACCCCGAACAUUUGCCUCCGGAGAACGCACUACAAAGAUUCGGAGAUAAGCUACGACGGAUCCCCUCGGCCCUCCGCUCACCUGAGUCUGCCUAUGGCCUUCGCGUAGCCUGUGCCACGAUGACCGUGGCUGUGGUCGCAUUCCUCAAUGAUACUCAAGACUUUUUCGUGAAACAGCGAUUCGUAUGGGCUAUGAUCAUGGUCAAUCUGAGUAUGUCCCCUACUUCGGGGCAGAGUAUAUUUGGCUUUGUCCUUCGUAUUCUGGGCACAGUUAUGGCUAUGGUGCUUAGCAUACUCGCUUGGUAUAUUCCUGACAGGAAAACUCCUGGAAUAAUUGUUUUCCUGUUUAUCUUCUUGACCUGUGUCUUUUAUGUGCCAAUCAAGCAAUUUCGCUUUCGAAUUAUUGGCAUUAUCACCAUCAUUUCUACUUCCAUGAUCGUGGGAUACGAGCUGGAGGUUCGCAAGAUCGGGGAGGCGGUGGCCACCUCGAAUGGACAGCAGUACUAUCCCAUCUACCUGCUGGCACCGUACCGACUGGCAACGGUGGCGGGUGGUAUCGCGGUUGCAUUCUUUUGGACCUUCUUUCCUUACCCAAUCUCGGAACAUUCUGCUCUCCGCCAAAGCCUCGGAGCAUCUUUGUACCUUUUGGCGAAUUACUAUUCUGUCAUCCACGAGACUGUGUCCGCGCGGAUGCGAGGAGACGAGGGUGACCUGGCAAUCAAAUCUUCCUCCGGGCGACGGCUGCUCAAAGCUCGCAACAAGGUGUUCUCGAAGCAGAUGCUUAUGCUGAAUAGCUUGCGGACCUACUCCGGGUUUCUAAAAUGGGAAGUUCCCAUCGGUGGGAGAUUUCCGAAAAAGCGCUAUGAUUCGAUUAUAGCAUGCAUUGAUAGCAUCGUCAGCUAUCUGAGUCUUCUUGGAUACGCCUCGGACACACUCAUACAACUUGGGCAUGAUGAUGAAUCAGACUCGGCUUGGCUUCAAGAUUUCAAGAGACUGGUUGCCAGUGCCCGAGUAACGACGCACGAGAUAACAUCCGUUCUGUGCCUCCUCUCGGCUAGUAUCACGAAUCAGCAGCCCCUACCACCUUAUCUCAAAACGCCCCGUCCGUACAGCUUUUCGAAAAGGCUCGAGGCGCUGGACAAAGAUAUUUUGAACCUGAGACAUAUCGCGGAGCCUGGCUUUGCCACCUUCUCAGUGCUGCAGAUCUCCACCAGAUGCAUUGUUGGAGAUGUGGAGAGACUAAUGAAAGACGUGAAAGCGUUAGUUGGCGAGUUGGACUUUUCUUUCCAUGCUGUUAGCACUGCACAUAGCGCCAAAUCCUCAGCUGAAGUCUCGAGAGUGUCAAGGACGGAUCUGGACAAAGCUGAUUGAUCUUUCUCCUGUACAUAAUUUAUGUUUACUAAUGUCGACAAUCUCGUUCUGUGCAGAAAAUCUUAUCUGCGCCAAGGUAAUGACGGACAGCAGAUAACGGCUUUAUCGGCGAUGUCGAAGAACCGACAAU